This is a messenger RNA of Olea europaea var. sylvestris, 1121 nucleotides long. Its product is annotated as protein XAP5 CIRCADIAN TIMEKEEPER-like. The transcript is spliced from 9 exons. Gene Ontology annotation, cellular component: nucleus. Gene Ontology annotation, biological process: chromatin organization. NCBI's taxonomy places the organism in Eukaryota, Viridiplantae, Streptophyta, Magnoliopsida, Lamiales, Oleaceae. The record is from RefSeq and is a predicted model, not a curated record. The annotation marks the transcript as partial.
CUCUUUUAUCUUAUAAUAUUGUGUUGUAGAGAGGAGGAGCUUCAGUUGCAAAAGCUGAAGAAGCGGAAAAUAAAGGUGGACCCUCGACUAUCUUUUUCAGAUGAUUUUGAGAAUGACAAUGAAGAGGAAGAGGAGGAAAAUAAAGAUAAAGAAUCUGGAAGGCUUGGGCAGAGGAAAUUGGGCAAAGAUCCUACAGUAGAGACUAGCUUUCUGCCAGACAGGCCUUUGGAGUUUGAAGCAUACUCUUACAGUGAGAGAGAGGCAGAGGAACAAGCUGAGCGUGAAAGACUGCAGAAGCAAUGGAUUCGUGAGCAAGAACAGAUUAAGAAUGAGCCUCUUGAAAUCACUUACAGCUAUUGGGAUGGUACUGGCCAUAGGCGAGUUAUUCAGGUACGAAAGGGCGAUACCAUUGGUGAAUUUCUCCGGGCUGUUCAGCAACAGCUGUCACCAGAGUUCCGAGAGGUGACUACUUCUGUGGAGAAUCUGCUUUAUGUGAAAGAAGAUCUUAUCAUUCCACAUCAACACAGUUUCCAUGAGCUGAUCAUAAACAAGGCUAGAGGAAAAAGUGGACCGCUUUUCCAUUUUGAUGUGCACGAUGAUGUUCGCACCACUGCUGAUGCCACAAUAGAGAAAGAUGAGUCGCAUGCUGGAAAAGUUGUAGAGAGGCACUGGUAUGAGAAGAACAAGCACAUAUUUCCUGCUUCGAGAUGGGAGAUAUACGAUCCAACAAGGAAGUGGGAGCGAUAUACAAUUCAUGGGGACUGAUUAAUUUCAGUGUAGAUUCUCUUGGUGCACUUGUGAACUAAAGCCUGUAUCUUCACGUGUUGUGGAGAGCUAUUCAACUUAGAAAAUUCAGCCUGGAGAUAUGAAAUUAGAUAUAAUCUAUGUGGAAUUAAUUAAUUGGUUUAUGAAGCAUGUGAGCACUGUUGAAUUACUCGAACAAUUUCAUGUACUGAGAUAUGUAUGUGCUAUAGCCGUUUCAAGUUAGCAGGAUUUCUGGGUGCAAUUCAAUAUUCUUAAUUUUCAAGUUUGGAAGGAUACGGGGAGUUGGAUUCACUUUUGCUUAUUUAUCUGUCACACUUGAGAGAGAUUUUGAAUAUGAAGGGCUUGAAAUUUAGGGA